Molecule: messenger RNA, 700 nt
Organism: Drosophila teissieri
Lineage: Eukaryota; Metazoa; Arthropoda; Insecta; Diptera; Drosophilidae
Product: voltage-dependent calcium channel gamma-5 subunit
Exons: 5
Coding region: 29-700 (223 amino acids)
Biological process (GO): transmission of nerve impulse; neurotransmitter receptor internalization; regulation of AMPA receptor activity
Cellular component (GO): postsynaptic density membrane; AMPA glutamate receptor complex
Molecular function (GO): voltage-gated calcium channel activity; channel regulator activity
Source: RefSeq, a predicted model, not a curated record
CUUUCUCUUAUCUUCUUAGUUCGACUUUAUGGGAAUUACCAAUUUAUAUCUUAAAAGUAUUUCGGUGGCCAUUGUCAUCGCCGCUCUGGCAGGACCCCAGUGGCUCUUUACGGAGGAGAAGCUGCCCAAUGCCAACUACAAUGGGACGGCCAACUUCAAGGCCCUGGACGAUGGCGCCUACAUCACCAAGUACACUAAGUCCAGUCUCUGGAUAUUGUGCACCACUCUGCCAGGCCUGGACGCUGAAUCGUACAACUGCGUUAAGAUUGACUACUUUUCCAAUGAGGGCUACCAGCCGGAUCCGCACGACUCAACUGCGGCAAUACCCUAUACGGUCACCAAGUCGUGUCCUAUUUUCCUGGCUGCUGGUGUAUUUCUGGUGAUCAGCUUCAUAGUUUUCCUAAUCCCCACGUGCUCGCAUCAGAACAACCUGUAUUACUUCAGCGCGGGAAUUCUCUUCAUUGUCAGCGGGCUGGUGAUGCUGAUAGGAUUGAUUGCCUAUAUAUCAAUCCUGAAGGCGGAAAUCGGCUCGAAGUUGAGGCCCCGGUCCACCCUUCAACCAGCCCUCAUCAAGGUCUCCUAUGGGCAGAGCUUCUUCCUCUUCGUCUUUGGAUUCAUUGUCACGGAGUUCGUUGGGGUCCUGAACAUAUUCCUCUUCAUCAACUUGCAGGAGGUCAGCUACUACAGUGUGAGUACUUGA